AUGGAGCCAGAGAACGAGCUCGAUCAGUAUAAUCGGGAACAAGCGCAACUACGAGAUCAAGAUGAAGACGAGGAAGAACUAUCUCCUGAGGAGUUGGAGUUUCUACAACAACAGCGCAAAAAGGAAUUAAAUCACUUGUUGAAUAUAUGCGCAGCCCUCGGUGGUUAUGAAGAAGUCCCCAUCGACACUCACGAUGGAAACCAGGUAUUCGUCAGGAAAUACAUGCCCGGUGCUGAGGCCAUAGAUUGUCUUAGAGAUAUCAGACGAUUCUUGAAACACGAUGUCAUGGGAAAGGAAAUGUACAUUUCAAUCCAGCUUGGACGAUGGCAAAUACUACAAAAGGACUUGCUUCCAAUGUUCAUGUCCGAUGAAACUGAUGAAAAGCUUCGUCGUGCUAUCUUGGACUUGUUUGCUCCGAUGACCUGGGAGAUCAAUCCAAAGACCAAAAAUAUUGCAUCACAGAAGGCAGUGCUACGAGAAUACAAGAUCGCAUUCCUUGGUGAUGGUGUCUUGCGAACAUUCAGGAACGAACUCCUGGUUAUCCUUGGUACAGAGGACUGGAGCAAGCACGAGAAGAAUAUUCCCAAAUUACGAUUGCUAUUGAAUGUCAUUCGAAACGUUCUUAGUAUCAAGGAUGAUCGAGUUUCAGUGUUCUCAUCAACAGAAGCCUACAUGAAGGCACAUUUACAGGAACAACUCGUCUUGCAAAUGAAGGAUGAAUCCAUCCUAGAAUUCAUUAUCACUUUUGCUGCCAGCAUGGGAGAUCCUCAAUUCGCUCAAUGGAAUAUGUUGAUUAUGGAAAUCGUCUACUUUCUAUUCAGAGAUCGUGAUCCUGAAGAGCUGGUGACUCGGAAGGAAAAGAUUGUUAAUACUAUAUUGGAAGACUCUUUGAAAGAGGAUGAUGAACGAAAGAGACGUGUCGCUGGUAUAUCGUCAAGACAUUCGCGCUUUGGAGGAACCUUGUCCUUGCAACUUGGAAACGGUCGUACACAUAACGUACAUUCCACUACAGUCGGUCUCAAGGACGUUGACAAGGCACUCAACCUUGGGAAAGCAGCACAGAAAGGCCCUACAGGGAAAAAGCCAACGAUUGAGAAAGACUAUGAUGCAAAAAUCCGUGUUCUCAACCAGAGAGCUCGUGAUGCACUCGCUGACUCUGCUGAACUAUUUCUUGAUCAGGCUUUCAACGCUUUGAUGAUGAGUGUCAAGAAGGAUUUUGACCGAGAGGCUAGCAAAGUCAGAGAAGAAGAUCACACUCGAUUUUUGAGAUUGGUUACUUUCUAUCUCAAGUAUAUCAUACUGUAUCGAGAGAAAAAGGGAAACAAGUACGAUUUCGAUUGCGUCGCUGGUCUUGUCGAUGACAAGGGGAUGCAAUAUGUUUGCAAGAGGAUGCACAUGUACUUGGACGAAAAGAAUUAUACAGGACUGCAAAGUGCUCUAGAUUGCUUAAAACAAAUGCUCGUUGUAUUAGAUGCUAUGGCAGUCUCACCAAACGAGGUUUAUCGAGAAGCUUCAGUCCAUACACAAGAUGUUUUGUUUUAUGAAGGAAUGCAUGUACAGGCUCUCGCAGCCCUGUGCAAAGUUACCAGAGUUCAGAGUCAAAGUUAUCUGGAAACACUCAUUGAAUCAGUGCAUGUCUUCCUCACGAUGAUGGAAAACUAUUCAAAAAACAAGGACUUUCUGGUCAUGAAGAAAAAGACCCAUGGUGGUGGAAAACGGAAAGCCGAUCCUGAAAACAUGAACUAUGAGGAAGAUGAUGCUGAGAUCAGGAAGGCGAGGUUUGCUGAACGAGAGAUGAAGUUUCUGGAUAUUGAAAGGGACUUUACCUCUGACAACGUCGUAUUGAAUUAUUGUGCUCUGCUCUCCCAUUACCAGACAUGUGAUGACCGAUUCUUGUUAUUCAUUGCUACCAUGUUUCAUCGUAUCUUUGUCAAAUGUAAAAUGGAGGCAUACUUUUACAGGCUAUCCGUGAUUGAACUAUUUCAUCGCAUCUUGAAUGACCGUGGUCGUAUAAGAAUAACUAAAGGGUUCAAGGAGGUUCAUACAUUUGCCAAGUAUGUUAGCGGCAAACUGAUCAAGAGGUUGCAAGAGAAUCCAAUCUUGUUCAUUCAUAUGUUUUAUCCUAAACGUGGUGGUGAUUCUUCUCGGUUUCUCACUGGCGUUGGACCAUCGUAUACUGUCACUAAGAAGACCUAUGAGGGACCAUAUAAGUUUGGUGUGCCAUUCGAUCAAAAGCUCAAAGUUGCAGUUCUUGCAGUUGCUGAUGCUGGACACAAGGAGUUCUUGGAAUGGAUUGUUCAGGUAUAUGCCUCUGCCUGUACGAAUCGCAAAGACGACGAGUUUGAUGCUGCAGCUGCCAAAUUGCGUGGUGAAGAAGCAGCUGUGUUGCGUGACUUUGAGUUGAAAGGUCUCGAUGGCCAAAGUGAUGAUUUCAAUCACUUAUUGAGUAAGAAUAAUCUAGUCCGUAUGUUACUCAAUUUACUGGGACUGGAGAGACUUGAAGUUGAUGACUUCAUUUUAUGGAUUAUACCAAAGAAGCUAUCAACAUCCAACUUCAAUUUCAACAAGGCAUUGCUAGAAGAGUUUAUGGAAGAAGAUACGAAUAUGCCAGAUGGCAAGAAGGAUUUGGCCAAACUCAUCCAUAAGAAGACAGAACGUAAAUCUCGAUCUCGUCCCCAAGCUACAGCACGCUCAUCUGGUGGUUCGUCAUCGUCAUCCUCAAAUGGGGGCAGUAGUAGCAGUGAGGCUCAAGGCGCUGACGCUGAGGGACGCAAGAAACGUAAAAAGGAUAAGAAGAGUAAGAGACCUCAUAAGAGAAGGAAGACUCAUCCUCGCAAGAACGAUGAUGAAGAGCAAAGACGUGAAUUGUCCGCCAUGUUUAUCAUUGAUUCUGACGAUGAAGAUGAUGAAGCAUUCUUUGCUCGAGAAGCAGCCUUACGAGCCAAGAUCUUGAACCAAAGGACAGUAGAAUCUGAACAGCAACGAAUAGCUGAAGAAAAAGGACUGGCAGAACGUGCAGCUAAGUUGGCAGAACGUAAAGCCGCUAUACAAGCACGAGCCAAGACUAGUCUUGGUAGUGAUGAUCAUAAUAGUAAUCCUGGUGGUGGUAGUCAGAAUAACAAUGGUGAAGACGAUGAAGAUGCCACUCCUACAACAACACAAACGACAAAAAAGCCUACUCCCAAAUCUGGCAAGAAAAAGGGUAGUAGUAGUGCUAGUAAGAAGGGUAAAGGAAAGACGAUGAAUAAGACGAAGGCCACUAGUAACACUACAAAGAAAAAGACCAUAAAGAGGAACGGAGUUGUUGAUGAGUCUGAUGAUGAGAAUGGUGGUGAUAGGAGUAGUAGCAGCAGUAGUGAUGAUGAACAGCCAAAGACUACUAGAAAGCUACUCAAACCAGAACGACAUUGGUUGGAUGAUUCUGAUGGUGAACGUGAUGGGGGUAAGCCUGACGACGAUGGUGAACAUGAUGCGUCAUCUGCAGCACAGGCUAGUCAAGCUAUAAGUGAAGAAGAAGGUGAUGUUGGAUUUCAAAUGGAGGUUGACGAUGAAUCUCAACAAUUGGAGAUUGAAAUUGAUAUGUAA
Synchytrium microbalum is the source of this 3585-nucleotide messenger RNA. RefSeq lists its product as uncharacterized. Lineage: Eukaryota; Fungi; Chytridiomycota; Chytridiomycetes; Synchytriales; Synchytriaceae. Gene Ontology annotation, cellular component: replication fork protection complex. Bases 1 to 3585 code for a protein of 1194 amino acids. The transcript is spliced from 23 exons. The record is from RefSeq and is a predicted model, not a curated record. Gene Ontology annotation, molecular function: DNA binding. Gene Ontology annotation, biological process: DNA replication checkpoint signaling; replication fork arrest; DNA repair.